AGCAAGCUCACCCUCUCCGCGCACACACACGCACACGCCACGCAGUGGCUGCCACCGGGCAAUGCUGGCCAGGUGGGCAGUCACACUCCUCUCCCUGACCUGGAGCACCUACCGCAGCCUGGCCAUCCCCCGGGUCACAGAAUGUGGUCUCUCCUGUUCCCAGGGCUUCACCUGCAGGAACCACAUGAACCGGAACAUUUUCAACAGCUUCUGCCGGAACCCGCCCCCCUCCAUGUCCAGGUCAGUCCUGGAGGCUCUGAUGCUCUCCACCGUUAUGAAGUGUGCCCCCCAGGAUGGCUGCUCCCUGCUCCUGCGUGUUCACGCCUCCCUCACGCUGCAUGAGAGCCUGCGGGGCCUGGAGAUCUGCUCCAUGAGCCUGGACACCCAGGAGACACACUGUCACAGCAUGCGGGUCUCCAGGGCCUCCCGCCGGCAGCAGGUGGGGCAGCAGCUUCAGGUACACUUCGACUGCUUUGAGGUGAGCAUGGCCCAGAGCCUCUACAUCACCCUGAGGACUGUCCCCCACUUCUGUGGGGUCCAGCUGGACCAGCAGUACCACGUGGAAGACUGCAGAGACGAGGACGUGGGAAGGAAUGUGCCCGACUGCUUUGCGGAAAGACUGUCCUACUGGGUGGACCGCAGUCGCAAGGUCGUUCUGGUUCAGGUGCCCGAGGCCCCUGGGAGCCCUGACUACUACCUGCGGCUCUGCCUCAAGUGGUUCACUUGCGAGGAUGCUGGCGAGCCGGUGCGGGUGACAGCCAACAGUGUCUCCCGAAUGGUCUCUCUGCCUUAUAGCCAAGAGAUGCCGUGCCUGUGCCUUGAGAGCUGGCCUGCAACCCCUGAUGCGGUGCGGACCCAGACCUGCCCCUUUGAAGAUGACACGGAGGCACUGUGGGACGCCAUCCACUACCACCCAGGGAGCCAGGCACUGAGCUGGGAGCCCGCCUGUCCCGUGAGUGGCCACGUGAGCCUGUGCUGGCGCCCAGGGCCAGGAGCCCACUGCCUCGAGCUGGAAAACUCAGACCGGCCUGCACAUGGCAGGGUGCAGUAUUCCUUGGUGGACACCCAGCCCCAGCUCUGCCUGAAGUUCUCCACCAGCCUGGGCUUCUGGGUGAGGUGCCCUUUUGAACAGCCACGCUUCCCAGCCUGGAAGAUGACCAUCCAGUGGGCACCCUCUCGGGCCCACCUCCGGGUGGCCUUCUUCUCGCCCAGCCUCACAAGCUUCCAAGUGUGCCUGUGUCACCGAAGGAAGAUGUGGCCCCUUGCCUGUCACCGAACACUGCAGGCCACACCCCUCCCUCCAGCCUCAGUGAGCCGGGGUGACCUCACAACGGACCCUCCGGUUGCCUUCGUGGACAUUCCUAGGGACGAGGCCUGCAGGCCUGACACGUGCAUCCAGGGCUGGAGGACCGACAUGCACUUCUCCACCCCCCAGCAGCUGUGUAACCUCCAGUGUGGAACUCGCGAUGUCCCUUGGCCCACCUUUGCCCAUGCAGCCGCUGAGGCCCAGACUCCAGGGACCUCAGACUUAACAGAGCAGAGCUUUUCAGCCAAGUCUGGACCCCAUUUCCCUGCAAAGAUCACCUCCAGCAGAUGACAGGCCAAGUGAGGAUGGUCACUCCAGGUGCCUGUGUCUGAACUGGGGCUCUUGGCCCAGGUGGACUCCUCCUGGAGAUGGGACGUGGACACUGCCUCACCAGG
Rhinolophus ferrumequinum (greater horseshoe bat) is the source of this 1701-nucleotide messenger RNA. RefSeq names its product interleukin 17 receptor E like (gene IL17REL). Bases 62 to 1597 code for a protein of 511 amino acids. Gene Ontology annotation, molecular function: interleukin-17 receptor activity. The transcript has 17 exons. The record is from RefSeq and is a predicted model, not a curated record. Lineage: Eukaryota; Metazoa; Chordata; Mammalia; Chiroptera; Rhinolophidae.